GAAAGAGGCCUAUGUGACCAAGGAAUCGUCCCCGAUCUCCUAGGUAUAAUCACCCAAGUCAACCCCAAUCAUCCUACAUGGGCACCGCACCUCAAGCCUUUCCUAGAGGACAAGCAAUCCCCAAAUGCCAUUCUCAUGGAAUACAUCCCCAACCUCCACCAAAUAGACCUUAGCAACUACACCAAAGACCGGGGUGUGGCUCUUCAGGAAGUCUUACACAAGAUACAUAGUGUGCAUGUAUGCCAGGGUGAUCCGUAUCCUCGGAAUAUGAUGGUUCAGGAAGAAACGGGUCGGGUGCUUUGGAUUGAUUGA
This is a messenger RNA of Aspergillus glaucus CBS 516.65, 312 nucleotides long. RefSeq lists its product as uncharacterized. The annotation marks the transcript as partial. The transcript has a single exon. The record is from RefSeq and is a predicted model, not a curated record. Lineage: Eukaryota; Fungi; Ascomycota; Eurotiomycetes; Eurotiales; Aspergillaceae.